AUGCUCGGGCCGAGGUUGGAGGGGCUUAAUGCCCAGGCAUGGCGGGGGGCUCGGCUCAGAGUCUUUGCAGUCGUUGGGACGGAGUCGGAUGGCGACGCAGUGUGCAGCUUGGGACUGGGUGGGCAGCCUCACUGCAGCCAGUGCAAGGCGGGUAGCUAUGAGCAGAGCCUCUGCUCACAUCCGCAGCUGGUGGUCGAGGCUGGGAGCGCCGCCGUGAGGCGAGGUGUGCCUGCGCUGGUUCGAGAAGCCUCUCAGCGCACAGAGAAGAUUCGGAUGUUGGAGGCGCUCCGGGAGUCUAGAGAGCGGCUGACGGUGUGCAAUGACCCGACUUGCCGCUUUUUGGAUUUUGCGGGCCCUUGCGCGCACGGCCGCGAGGAGUGGCUCUGUCUGCCGGCGGCGGCGUUGGACACGGGUCACUCGCACAAGGCCAUUGACACCGUAAUGAGCCGCGGGGGGCGAGCGGUGGUCGACUCCUGCGAGCGAUGGGGAGACACCGGCGUGGCACAGCGCGAUGCUGCAAAGCACUUCUGCGGGCCAAGGCCGUUGGAGGAUGCAGCGCCAUGCGGGAGGCCGUGGGUGAUGGAGAGUCGAGAGGGGAUGCUGACCAUGGCGGGGGCACGCUACCGCGUGACCAUGCAUCGGCGGGUCUGCGCGAUCUUGCCGGGUCGAGUGGCUGCAUGCUGCAGCCUGGCCUACGACGGACAGGAGGAUGGGAUCUUUAACUUCUCCGGCACCAAUCUCAUCUCCCACGGCCUUCUGCUGCGCAACCACUUUGCGGCCGCCCUGGGUGCCUCUCACACCCUGGGCUUCGACGCAAACGAUAUGGCUGCGGCCAGCUUGGACGGGCCCGGAGCGCCCCGCCUGGAUGAUAGGGUCUUUGACUCCGCCAUGAGGGCCUUCAACGACCUGGCGGCCAGGCCCAUUCAGCAUGCGUGCAAGCGGCCGGAUUGCUCGCACCUGUACACUUCGGAGGUGCUAGCAGCCGAGGCGGCUGCUCGAGAAGGAGGCAUGCCUCUCGCACGGGAGCGGACCAAGGGUGAUGCGGACCAGUUGGAGACUUACGCUUUCGGCCCGGACAAGGUGAUCACGUUCGAUGGAACUUUCUUCCCCAACGCAAGCGCCAUGCGGGACGCCAGGGAGAGUGGCCUCCACAGCAUCACGGAGCUAGGCCCGGGGGCUCCCACGGUGGGUGGCGGCUUUACCCCGUUGAGCGUGGGAGGGUUGUAG
Messenger RNA from Klebsormidium nitens, 1227 nucleotides. The record is from the annotation of a GenBank genome assembly. Lineage: Eukaryota; Viridiplantae; Streptophyta; Klebsormidiophyceae; Klebsormidiales; Klebsormidiaceae.